Molecule: messenger RNA, 2566 nt
Organism: Vitrella brassicaformis
Lineage: Eukaryota; Vitrellaceae
Source: the annotation of a GenBank genome assembly
CACGACAUCAGCGAACCGACGAAAUGGCCUUCUGACAGCAAUUUUCGCCCACCGAACCGAAGCAGAAGCGGAGAUACAACCUUCCGCCCCUUUGAGCGUUUCGUCAAUCUAACCUCGGUAGAUUCCUGCAAACAAUGUCACCGCGCCAAGAUGCCCCGGGGGGCCGGCAGCAGCACUCCGACAGGUCGAAUGUCAAGUCGGCGACCGACUUAAUGAGUGUCACCUCAAGAAUGACUGAAAGGGAAGAGUUCCUGGACACGCGCAUAAAAGACAGGUGACAGGAUGUGUGGGGUGGGACCGCAUGGGAGAGUCACGAAAGAGGCACAGGGGGGAGGCAUCAUUCUUGUCUGGUGUUUCAUACAGGAAGGUCGUCCGGCAGUGUCCCCUAGAAAAAGGUGUGCCUAUAAAGAGACGGCAGUGCCCCCUGUGUUGGGACGACGGUGUGUUGCUUCUUCAGACGUCUUCGGGCUCGCAUGGGUGGCACGCUUCGGAGCGUAUGCUGUUGUCCCCGGCAUUCGGAUGGCCGGCUCCUUCAAAGUGCGAAUCAGCAAGUCCUUCAGCAUCAUCCUCUCUGUAGUGGCGUUAGUGCUUCACUUUGUGGGCUACGGUGUCCUCUUUGGCAUUCAUUACGACAGUGACUAUUUUUCCACCAAAGUCAAGACCAGGUGCACACAAAGGACACAUACAGUAGACAGAUGGUGUCCUCCCUGGUGGCGUCUGCGUAUUUGCCGGUGUCUCUCUCGCAGGGACGCCAAGGAAUUGGCCGCUGUGCUCAAGGAGGGGUUUGCUGACUCGCCCGCUCUAUUCGGUGCUCGCUUCCUCGCAGUCUGUAUUUUCACGUCUUUCUCGCUUCCAUCUCUGGCCAACCGGUGCCGCCUGAUCGAGAUGUGGGUGAUGGAGCAGCGACUCGUGUGGUUUGCCGAUGUUUCCAUGCUCUCACGCAACUAGUAAGGGAGAAGUAAAGGAUGGCCAUCCUGCUCUGUAUAUCGACUCUGGUGUCUGCCCCCUGCAGUUAUCUGCUUCUCGGUGACUGUCAUCCCCAAUAUACCGAGCAGCAGCUGGGGCAGCUGGACAUUGCAAAUGCGUGGGAGUGGGUCACCGGCUUCGUGUGCCUUCUCAUCAACUUGGUAGAGGUGAUCUGGAUCUUCUUGUUCACCUAUGGUGCCACAGACUCCAUCAUUCGCGCCACAGACGUCUCAGUAAGGUCAAAUGCCUGAGUGCGAAAGAAAAACGUCAUGAAAACAUACGUAUGUUGUGAUCAGGACAUCUUCAUUACAUCGGUGAUCACCAUUCUCGUCGUCAAGUACCUGGACCGGGCUGUCUUGCAUCUCUUCACGAGUUUCUUCGACAUGAUAAUUGGCCCGAGAUGCUGGUUGUUCCAGCUCGCCGAAAGGUUCGAGCGGGAGAGGGAAGUCGCCGAGUUGCGGUCUACCGCCACCGGCAAACUCUGCUCCUGCUUCGGCGCAUCUAUCGAGGUCGUCAUCGGGCUGAUCAUAAGGUGCGGUCGGACUGACUGACACAGUGACACUCGCACAGAAUCAGGCACACUCACUGUACUUAGAAGGUCGCUGGGUCUGCACCUGCAGGGAGAUUCUUCGGCUUCCGAUUGGGCUUCUAUUUGCCAUUGCCUUCUCGCCCUUCAUGUAGGAGGAGAGGGAGAGGCAGGUUGAGAGAUGCGCAGGAUGACUGUCGUGGUGUCUCUCCACUUUGUUUUCUCCAGACGUUUCGGUGCCGUCAAGCUGUCUGACAGGUUGUCUCAGCGAGGCCUGACUAAUGAGGACGAGUUCACCGACUUCAUCGCUUGGGCCCUCACUCUCUCUAUCGUCCUCUUUGGCAUGCUCACACCCCUUGUCAAUCGCACAUUCGGCUCCGUGAAGCGGAUGGCGAAACGAGAGAUAGUCCAUCCGGGAGACGCCGAGGACAGGGACGAAGACAACUUCUCCAUUGUGACCAAUACGCGCUCCCGUCCUCCCGACUUGAUGACCGAGAUGUCACCGUACAGUCCUUUGCCUUCCCCCAGGUGGCCCCAGGAUGACGCCAUGAGCCAGACCAGCCGCACCAGCCGCGGCAGCAAACACCCACGGCAGAACCGUCCACACGCCAAGAGGGCCAUGCCGCUGACUGAGCCACAGCCAACCGACGCGGAGGCGCCUGCGCGAGCACCCAAGAUCAUCAUCAUGACGCAGGAUGGUACUGAGCGGACACAGAAACAAGAGACUCUUGACUGGACCCUAUGGCUACGUGUCUCUCUAUCUGUCUUGAAUAGACACGCGCAUCGAUCAAGCCAUCGACAAUUUGUUUACUUCUGCGCCGCCGAAAGGUGAGGAGGGCGGUGCCGCUGCUGCAGUGGCGGGGAAGGCCCCAGCUGAGCUCGACAUAUUUGCCUAUGAGAGCAGUGAGGAAAGCGACUGACACUGAACUGACUUUGCACGCUGAGUGGUACGUAAGUCCGAGUCUGGGAGGGGAUCAGUUUGCUCAAUGUGUGUCUUGCGUCUUUGAGGCUACAGCCAUUGUGCAGACACUUAUGACCAAGGCAUAUGAAAACGAAUGCCAUACGCUCGUCGAG